This is a messenger RNA of Lucilia cuprina (Australian sheep blowfly), 3900 nucleotides long. RefSeq lists its product as uncharacterized. Bases 1 to 3900 code for a protein of 1299 amino acids. The record is from RefSeq and is a predicted model, not a curated record. The transcript has 3 exons. Lineage: Eukaryota; Metazoa; Arthropoda; Insecta; Diptera; Calliphoridae.
AUGUCUUUGGACAACUUUAUUCGCUUAGCAGAUAGUUUGGUGGAAUUCGAUUCUGAGUUUAAUGAAAACAGACUUCCCAUAUCGUCAUGUCAUGCUGUGGAAGUUCAUAAACUUGAGAUCAAAUCCACAUGGUCUAGAAUUAAGACGGCAUAUGACAAAUUUUUAGCGGAUAGAGAUAAUAACGACGACGAAGAUGAUAGCCCCGUUGAUUUAGACACGUUCCGUACUAAAUACAAGACCACCUAUAUAACUUAUUGUAAUCUGCUGGCAAAACUUUCGGAAUUAGCUGAGAAACUUCGACAAGAUGCUUCCUCCAAAUAUGAUAGUUCCCCUAUUCCUACACAUUCAAUAGAAAUCAGUCGCUUAAAUACGGAUUCUUAUAGUUUCAAUUUACCACCAUGUGAUAUUGAAGUAUUCAAUGGAGACUAUAUGCUAUGGCCUACAUUUCGUGACUUGUUCACGGCCGUAUACAUAAAGAAUUCCAGGUUAAGUUCUGUUGAGAAACUAUUUCAUUUAACACAAAAAACUUCAGGAGAAGCCCGUGAAAUUGUACAAAAAAGCCCAUUGACAAAUAUGGGAUUUGACUUAGCCUGGACUAAUCUUUGUACACGUUUUGAAAAUCGUCGAAUUUUAGUCAAUUUGCAAUUGAAAGUCCUUUUUAAUCUUCAGUCGAUUUCAUCCGAAUCCGGAAUUGCACUCAAACAACUGCAACGCGAUAUUAAUUCUAGUAUUUCGGCUCUAAAGAUGUACGAUAUCGAUGUUGAAAGUUGGGAUCCGAUAUUCGUUUUUUUGUGUUCAAAUCGACUCCCUGACACUACUCUUACAUUGUGGGAACAAGGUCUGACAGAUAAAACUAGCAUUCCUAAAUGGGCAGAUCUUGACUCAUUUCUGACAAAUCGGUAUCGGACACUUGAAUCUGUAGCAGAGUUGCGUAAAACAAAUACGAACUCCAAAGUAUCUCUUUCGACAAGAAAAAUUAACAGUUUUCAAAAUAAUAUAGCAGCUCCAAGAUGUCCUCUUUGCCCCAAUGAAUUUCAUGUAAUAAGAAAGUGUCCAAGUUUUUUAGAAAUGGAUUACCCUCAGAAAUUCGGUCUAAUAAAAAAACUAAGUCUAUGCCUAAAUUGUUUUUCAAAAUUACAUUUAGUUAAGAAUUGCAAUAGUAAGAAUAGUUGUGGUCACUGUAGAAAGCGUCAUAAUACCUUGCUUCACAGGGAUAACUCUGACCCUAACGAGUUAAGUGAAGGUACCACUUCAAAUUUAAAUCCAAACUCAAUACCUUUCGUACAAAGUGAUAGUGAUCCAACUACAUCCACAACAAGUUCAGGAGUUUCGAUACAGAAUUGUUUUUCAAUGAAUUCGAAUGGUGUCCUUUUAGGAACUGCCAUAGUUAACAUUAGUCAUAUGGACGUAAAGUUUCGGGCACGUGCUCUAAUUGAUUCGGGAUCAGAGGGAACUUUGAUAUCCGAACGCUUGUUCAACCGAUUAAAAUUGCCAUUUAGGAAGACAACAGCUACAAUCUCAGGGCUAAACAAUACAGUAUCUGCUACUGUACGGAAAGAAUGUUGCUUUGGCUUAAGUUCUCCUUUGUAUAGUGGAAGUCAAAUUUCUGCAAAAGCUUUAGUUGUUCCCCAUUUAGCAGAAAAUAUUCCGUCACAAACAUUUCUUCCUUCAUCAUUCUCGGACUUACCUAAAAUUCCUCUUGCUGAUCCUUUAUUUCAUAACAGUGCGAAAAUUGACAUUUUGUUAGGUGGCGAUUUGAUUCCUUCAAUUAUGUGUUCCGGAGUAAGGACGUCUGUUUGUGGAUCUUUAAUGGCUCAAGAGACCAUAUUUGGCUGGAUUCUAACAGGGCCCGUUUCGACAAAAUCUACAAGUUCAAAUUCAAAUAUUGUUUCUUAUUUCUGUGAAAUUGCUUUGGACAAGGAAAUUUCCAAAUUUUGGGAGGUGGAGGAUCUUCCUCGGGAAAGGUUUAUAUCUCCAUCAGACAAAAAGUGUGAGGAAUUAUUCAAAAUGACGACAAGGAAAAGUCCGGAAGGAAGAUAUAUCGUUUCUUUACCCUUCAAGGAAGGAUAUCCUGAGAAAUUGUGCUUAGGUAAAUCUCGGAAUAGUGCUUUGGCUCAAUUUUUUCGGAAUGAAUCUAGACUUCUCCGGGACCCAUCGUUAAAAUCGGAGUAUGAUAGAGUCGUCCAAGAAUAUGAAGACUUAAAUCAUAUGUCCAAAGUUUGUGAUGAGUCCUUAAAUGAGUCCUUGACCUACUAUCUUCCUCAUCAUGCCGUCAUAAAGCCCGAAAGUACUACCACUAAAGUUCGUGUAGUAUUUAAUGCCUCAUCCCCGUCAUCAAAUGGUUUAAGUUUAAAUGAUAUUCUAUACCCGGGUCCUAUUUUACAAAGUGACUUACCACUUUUAAUUCUUAAAUGGCGUUUUUUUCGUUUUGUAUUCAAUGCGGACAUACAAAAAAUGUACCGACAAAUCUUAGUUGAACCUAAACAUACGCCUUUUCAAAGAAUAUUAUUUCGAAAAAAUCCUAACAGUUCUGUUCAAGAUUAUCAAUUAAACACUGUAACAUUUGGUGUCAACUGCGCUCCGUAUCUCGCUAUUCGAACGCUAAUUCAGUUAGCUGAAGAUGUUGAACUAGAAAAUCCAUCCGCCAGUAAAAUUCUGAAGAAUUCAAUGUAUGUAGAUGAUGUCUUGGCAGGGGAGCACACUAUUACAGCUGCAAUCAAAGCAAAAAAUAACCUUAUACAUGCUCUAGGGUCAGCUGGUUUUUCUUUACGGAAAUGGACAGCCAAUGUGAAAGAUAUUCUCGCCGAUCUCCCCUCAAAUCACUUACUUCAUGAAGACUUCUUGGAUUUCGAUGAUAGAAGUACAGCGAAAACAUUGGGCAUUAGAUGGAAUGCGGGCUCAGAUUCUUUUUACUUUGUUCCAACAGAAUUCACCGAGCCUUUGAAGUUCACUAAAAGAGAAGUUUUGUCACAUAUUGCCCGUUUGUUUGAUCCAGCUGGAUGGCUGGCCCCGUGCGUUAUCGUGGCAAAAAUAUUGAUGCAACAAAUAUGGGCAGAAGGAACUGGUUGGGAUGAAGUCUUAUCUCCUCAAUCACUUGCCCAAUGGAAAAUAUUCCAAUCGAAUUAUUCGUACAUAAAAGAUAUUCAUAUUCCUAGAUGGAUAAAUUUUGUUCCGAACUCCAACAUUCAAUUUCAUGGAUUCUGCGAUGCCUCUGAAAAGGCCUAUGCAGCGGUAUUGUACAUACGAAUAUCGAACAAUGACACUGUAUUCACACAUUUGAUCUCUUCAAAAACUAAAGUGGCUCCUUUAAAAACUAUUUCUAUACCACGUUUGGAACUUUGUGGAGCUGCCCUUCUCGCGGAAAUGAUUGAUUCACUUCUUCCAAAACUGGACAUCGAAAGAUAUGAAACUGUUUGCUGGACAGAUUCCACGAUCGUUCUAUCUUGGUUGGCUAAACCUCCGUGUUUCUGGCAAACCUUUGUCGCGAAUAGAAUAUCGAAAAUAUGUCAAAUUAUCGAUCCUUCACUUUGGCAUCAUGUGGCAUCGGAAAACAAUCCUGCUGAUAUUGCAAGUCGUGGCGUUUUGCCGCAAGAAAUGGUUCAUAAUGAUCUUUGGUGGAAAGGACCUACAUUUCUCCGAUUUCCAAAUGAAAUGUUUCAGGAUUUUGAUCAUAUUCUAGAAACAGAUCUGGAAAAGAAGCCAACAAGGUGCGAAUGUGCCGCGCCAAAAACUGACAAUUUUCCUUCUUUUGUGGCUGUCGUUCCGAUUUCCUAUUCGGGGCACAUUUACGAGAUAUAUACCAUACUGUCUAUACGUAAAGUGAUAUUAAACGGAAAACCCAAUACACCAAGAUUCCUGGAUUUAGCCAUAGAGCAUUGGCAGUCGUCUCGCUCCGAUUAA